This is a messenger RNA of Cryptomeria japonica (Japanese cedar), 1579 nucleotides long. RefSeq names its product probable sugar phosphate/phosphate translocator At4g32390. The transcript has a single exon. NCBI's taxonomy places the organism in Eukaryota, Viridiplantae, Streptophyta, Pinopsida, Cupressales, Cupressaceae. Bases 180 to 1232 code for a protein of 350 amino acids. Gene Ontology annotation, cellular component: endosome; Golgi apparatus; trans-Golgi network. Gene Ontology annotation, molecular function: antiporter activity. The record is from RefSeq and is a predicted model, not a curated record.
GUUCCGGGGUAGCUGCUCUAAUCCAUUGACUUUUGACUAGUGGGGACAUUUAAUUUGGUAACGUAAAAGCCAAUUUUUUAGAGAUUAGAAUUGGCAAUAUCCAAACAGGCGCGUAUGAGGUCUGUAGACACAAUUCAUCCUUCCUGCAUGAUUUUGUGUUCAUCCUAUUGCUUGUGAUAAUGGCAGCAGAGAUGGGAAUUGUGAGAAAAAUCCUAAUAAGCUAUGCUUAUGUUGGGCUAUGGAUAUUCUUGAGUUCUACAGUCAUACUAUUCAAUAAAUUCAUUUUGGACAAGAAGUUGUACAAUUGGCCCUUUCCAAUAAGCCUCACCAUGAUUCACAUGGCCUUUUGUUCUGUUCUUGCUUUUGCAUUGGUUGGUGUGUUCAAGAUUGUUAAGCCUGUGGGCAUGACAAAGAAAAUAUAUGUUUCUUCAGUGAUACCCAUUAGUGCACUCUAUUGUUUGAGCCUAUGGCUAUCAAAUUCUGCCUAUAUAUACCUGUCUGUGUCCUUUAUCCAGAUGCUCAAGGCCCUCAUGCCUGUUGCAGUCUAUUCCAUUGGAGUUCUGUUAAAGAAGGAAUCAUUUAGUUCUAAAACAAUGACCAACAUGGUUGGAAUCUCUGUAGGGGUUGGCAUUGCUGCAUAUGGAGAGGCACUGUUCAAUACGUUGGGGGUCAUGUUGCAGCUGGGUGCAGUUGUUUUUGAAGCAACAAGGUUAGUUUUGAUUCAGAUACUUCUGACUGCCAAUGGGAUUACACUGAAUCCCAUUACUACAUUGUAUUAUGUUGCACCUUGCUGUUUUGUGUUCCUGUGUAUUCCUUGGGCUAUAGUUGAGUACCCAGUUUUAAUAGCCUCUUCUUCCUUUUAUCUUGAUUUUAAACUCUUUAGUGCCAAUUGUCUAUGUGCCUUUCUGCUUAACUUGGCAGUGUUUCUUCUUGUGGGUAAAACAUCUGCCCUAACAAUGAAUGUUGCAGGGGUGGUGAAGGAUUGGAUUCUUAUUGCUAUUUCAUGGUCUGUGAUUAAGGAUAGAGUUACUGGGGUUAAUUUGAUCGGGUAUUUUUUGGCAUUUUUGGGGGUUUGUUUCUACAAUCAUUUGAAAUUGCAGUUAUUUAAUGCUAAGCAAUCUGAGAAAAGGGUCUUAGAUGGAGAGAAAGAAGCAAACAGUUUACUGGAAGAAAGCCCUCAUGCACAGAGCGAAGGCAAUCAUGAUACCGGAUUCGGUGAUAGAAAUGUUUAGAGAUCCCAAAGCCCAGAUGUGAUUCUCGUUGGAUGCUCAGUCCAGGUUCUCAUCAGAUCCUGAAUCUAAGGAGGGCCAGCAGCUUAGCGGUAGAACGCCCAUAUGUGACUCUGUAUAUUGACAGAAGCCAUCAACAGAAUUUUGGGUAUUUCCAUUUUGGAAACUGGAUUCUUGAUUUCUUGUAAGCAAUCUAUGUUUGAUAAAUGUAUUUCUCAAUUUUUUAUUACCCACAUAAACUUUGAGUAUUGCAUUUGGUUCUUUUACAUUUGCUAAUUUCAACUGUGGACUCUUGGAGAUUGGAGCAGCUACAAAAUUUUAAUCUGAAAUGAUUGAGAUUUCCCAUUUCA